GCCGUGUGCAGGCGCAGGACCCGUGUCGAGCUUCCUAUCUCAAGCGAGCGGGCAGUGGAAGCGGUUGGGGGGGCUAUCUCGCGACUAGGGUUGUCAUUUAUUGACCAUGGGAUUUUGCUGCAUCUGAGUAGAUAUCUCAGCCCGUGCUAGCUACAGGAUGCAUUCAGCCGUCAAGCUGGCUGAGGCGCCGCCUAACAACAGUGACGACCCUCGCUCUGUGCAACGACGCAUUUCCCCGAGCCCCGAAAGCCGUGCCACCUCGAAGCCCACGCACAAGGAACAUGGCUUGCAGCCCGAAGGCGCCUCUCCGCCGGUACGGAAGGACACCAGCUCGUCAAUAUCGACGGCGGCAACCGCCAUGACUUCGGCCACUCUCGUCACCGACGAAACGCCUGGAACCCCCUACAGCGUGGCGUCGUCGCCCUCUUACCCCACCCAAGCCGUUUUCUCUGCGAAAGACGGGAGUGAUGUGGGUCCGCAACGCCGUGCUAGCCGGCGCCGAACCGGGCCCCUGACGGCCGUCCAGCGGGAACGCGCGCACCUGAUCCGCAAGAUGGGCGCAUGCCCGGACUGUCGGCGGAGGAGGGUUGCAUGCCACCCGAACCAUCACAACAUGACGUGGGAGGAAGCCGCGAGACGGUUCAGAUCUCACCAAUCUUCGCCGCAAGGGCCCAUUGGGUCCAUGACUGGGCCACAACUCAGUCCGGCGCCACUGCACUCCAGAGCGGCAUUCACGCCAGACCCUCGGGAAAUGGACAUAGACACCUCUCCCUCGCAGCAACACGUCCAGCCGGCCCUGAGUGAGGCACGCAUCAGGACACCUCUGCCAUCCGGCCCGCGCCUAGAGAAAUCCGUCAACUUGCCGCCUCUGCCUGGCUUUGACACCUUCAGGGCGGAUCUCCAGGGGAGCGCGGACCGGAUUUUGGCAAAUUCAUUCCGCAGCCGCUACGCCCACGUCUCGGUUCUUCUGGUGCGGUGGCAGGACGACGACAGCCCUGAAGCCCAUAGCGCCAUCCAGGAACUGGCCAAGACGUUCCACGAGGAUUACAACUACACCGUUCAGGUCAAGUCGAUCCCAACAGCCUCAGAUGAAGGCAGGACGUCCUGGCUGUGGCUGUCACAGGCAGUUGCCGACUUCAUCACGGACCAUAAUCAGCGCGACUGCCUCAAAAUAUUCUACUAUAGCGGGUACACUUACCUGAAUGGCGACCGAGAUACGGUUCUCGCGAGCUCCAAACACGCUGACCCCGCGUCGGCCAUCCGGUGGAGCGCCAUCCAACCCUCGUUUGAGAACGCCCGCUCUGACGCGCUGCUCCUUAUGGACUGCGCCUACUUCCCUUCGUACACGGCGACCCGGCGACAAGGCAUGCUGGAAUUGAUUGCUGCCUCCGCCGGCGAGGACCACGCUGAGCUCCUUGGCAGGAGCGCCUUCACGCGUGCCCUGACAGACCAGCUCCGGACGCGGGCCGUCCAGCCGUUCAAGGAGCCCUUCUCGGCGGCCGAACUCCACUCUAAAUUGCUUUCUCUGUAUCCCAGAAUGGUACGGGAACAGAACCCGGAGAGAGAGGUUAUCGCUAGGUUUCCCACGCCGCUAAUCAUGCAGCUCUCUGGCGCGAAAACAUUACCAUCCAUUCUGUUGGCCCCGCUGCGGAAAGGGGACGCCCCUGGUGCUGCUCAUGUCGGGACGCAGAUCAGUAUAACGUUUCGAUUGGUAGAUGACGCUUUCAACACCGACAGCUGGGCCGAAUGGCUCCGCUCGAUGCCCGACGGGAUUAUGGAGGUGAGGGUAGACGGGCCCUACCGCAAUACGUUUCAAUGA
Chaetomium strumarium is the source of this 1819-nucleotide messenger RNA. RefSeq lists its product as uncharacterized. NCBI's taxonomy places the organism in Eukaryota, Fungi, Ascomycota, Sordariomycetes, Sordariales, Chaetomiaceae. The record is from RefSeq and is a predicted model, not a curated record. The transcript is spliced from 3 exons. The coding region runs from base 158 to 1819 and encodes 553 amino acids.